This is a messenger RNA of Phodopus roborovskii (desert hamster), 3059 nucleotides long. It is a transcript of the gene Znf526, whose product is annotated as zinc finger protein 526. NCBI's taxonomy places the organism in Eukaryota, Metazoa, Chordata, Mammalia, Rodentia, Cricetidae. The record is from RefSeq and is a predicted model, not a curated record. The coding region runs from base 1 to 1968 and encodes 655 amino acids. The transcript has a single exon.
AUGGCAGAGAUGGUGGCAGAGGCAGCUGAGGUGCCCACACAGUCACCCGGAGCAAUGGAAAUUGCAGCUCCUGUGUCCGGAGAGCUGGCAGAGAUGGCAGCAGCGGUGACGGAGAUGAGCCCUGGGGAGGCGCUUGCCUCCUCCCUCUUCUUCCAGCACCACCAGUUCAUGUGCUCUGAGUGUGGCAGCCUCUACAACACCCUGGAGGAAGUCCUCUCCCACCAGGAACAGCACCUGCCCACCUCGUCCGAGGAGGAGGCGCUGGCCUCCCAGGACACGGACCUGGAGCCUGAGCUAGUGCGCGGCACUGAGGGCCCUUUCCAGUGUGCUGAGUGCAGUCAGCUCAUCCUGUCGCCCAGUGAGCUUCUGGCACACCAGGAUGCCCACUUGCAGGAGUCUGCAAGCCAGAUCCAGUACCAGUGUGGAGACUGCCAGGAGCUCUUCCCCUCACCCGAGCUGUGGGUAGCUCAUCGAAAGACUCAGCACCUUCCCAGUACGGCGGAAGAGCCACCCGCGCCCCCUCCUUUGCCGCCGCCAACACCACCACCACCACCGGAAGUGCAGAUGGAGCCCUAUGAGUGUCCUGAGUGUUCCACCCUCUGUGCCACCCCUGAAGAGUUCUUGGAGCAUCAGGGCACCCACUUUGACUCCCUGGAGAAAGAAGAGCGCAAUGGCUUAGAGGAGGAGGAGGAGGAGGAGGACACAGACGAGGAGGAAGCAGCUGCAGAGCUCCCCUCUGAUGAUUUGGGAGGUGGCCAGUCCACAGCUGGUCCUGCUCAGGGCUGCGGGGAUUGCGCCCAGCACUGUGCCUCUUCGGGUGCACGCCGCCGACACCGGCGGGCAUCUCGUGACCCAGCAUCUGCCACGCUCCCCUUUCACUGCAGCCAGUGUCAGCGCAGCUUUAGCUCUGCCAACCGGCUGAUGGCUCACGGACGGGCCCACGUGGGUGGUACCCACGAGUGUCCCGCCUGCUCCAAGGUCUUCAAGAAGGCGGCCUCUCUGGAGCAGCACCAGCGGCUACACCGUGGGGAAGCCCGCUACCUCUGUGUGGACUGUGGCCGCGGCUUUGGCACCGAGCUGACGCUGGUGGCCCAUCGGCGAGCCCAUACUGCCAACCCGUUGCACCGCUGUCGCUGUGGUAAGACCUUCAGCAACAUGACCAAGUUCCUCUACCACCGGCGAACUCACGCUGGGAAAAGUGGGACCCCCAGCACGCUAGCAACGGUCUCCCCAGCUCCGGCUGAGCCCCCACCCCCACCCCCAGCCCUACCCGUCCAGCUGCCCUGUCCGCAGUGCCCCAAGUCCUUCGCCUCAGCCUCCCGGCUUUCCAGGCACCGGCGUGCAGUGCAUGGCCCCCCUGAGCGCCGGCACCGGUGCGGGGUUUGUGGCAAGGGCUUCAAGAAGUUGGUUCAUGUGCGCAACCACCUGCGGACACACACAGGCGAGAGACCCUUCCAGUGUCACUCCUGUGGCAAGACCUUUGCUUCUUUGGCCAACCUCAGCCGCCACCAGCUGACCCACACGGGCGUGCGUCCCUACCAAUGUCUGGACUGUGGCAAGCGCUUCACACAGAGCUCCAACCUGCAGCAGCACCGGCGGCUACACCUACGGCCGGUGGCCUUUGCGCGCGCCCCUCGUCUUCCCAUCACUGGUCUCUACAACAAGAGUCCCUACUAUUGCGGAACCUGCGGCCGCUGGUUCCGCGCCAUGGCUGGCCUCCGCCUUCAUCAGCGGGUCCAUGCCCGAGCCAGGGCUUUGACGCUGCAGCCUCCCAGGUCACCCUCUCCGGUCCCACCUCCGCCCCCUGAGCCUCAGCAGACUAUCAUGUGCACAGAGCUUGGGGAGACCAUCGCCAUCAUUGAGACAUCCCAGCCGCUGGCGCUGGAGGACACACUCCAGCUAUGCCAGGCAGCCCUGGGGGCCAGCGAAGCCAGUGGAUUGUUGCAGUUGGACACAGCCUUUGUGUGACAGAGUCCAAGAGCAAUGACCAGAGGGUUCCGUCACAAGAUUUGAGUGUAGACACCUCGGAGAAGAGGACCCCAGUGGUGAGCUAACCUGGCACCCACGUUUCAGGAUCCACCCGCUGGCCUCUUGUAACUGCUGACUCCUCAGAGUAAGGGUAACCCUGCUCUCCUGUGACCUUUUCUCUGCCCAGGGUGCAAGUGAAGUUCUGUGAAGUGAUGGGUUCUGUCUGAGCCCCUGCUGCUGCACUGCAUAAAGGAAGGGGUCUGCCAAGGCUCUUUGCAAAGCAUCACCCAGUGCUCAGCAACAUCAGGUAACCUUUAUGAGCACCACCCGUAUGCCAGGCCUGUGCCACAUACUCUCAUAUACCUCUUCAGAUCGUCUGCUUGUGCCCCCCCACCCCCCACUCCCCUGGACUUUGGGUGCCUGGGACUUAGCUCUGCUGAGUGCAGGAAGGCACAUGGUUUCUCUGGGCUGGCUUCUCAGUUUUGACAGUAUGGAAAGAAAUCCGUAGGUACCCCCAGUGCUCAGCUCAGACCGGGUGAUGUUGAAGAGCCAGGAAUGAACCAGACACAGCUCUAGACUCAGGCAUGUUUGGCCCAGCAGGAACAAGCCUGGAGUGCAGACAGCUUGCCUGAGUGCUGCCCGCCACUGGUUCAUUCAGCCUGUGUGUCCACGACUUCCCCCAGAUGUGCCGUGGUGCUCUGGGCCAAAGGCCAGUGAGGCCUGAGGGUUCCUGGGUUGUGAUGGGGGAGUGUAGGGACAGUGGGACCUGAGAUCAGGGAGCAAGGCUCCAUGGGAAGUGAUCAAGAGUGGGAGACUGCCAGCGGCACCAUUUCCUCACGUAAAAGUGGGGCUCUGCAGCGGAGAGAACAUUUCAGACAGGCGUCCCAUUAUAAUUGCAGUGAACAGCCAGCCCCAGAAGGACACUUAGCACUGUCCGUCAGGCCUGAGAUGGACCUGCCUAUCUUCCCUCUUGUACAAACAAGUAAGGAAACGGCAGAGAAUUGCCCCGGUCUCAGGCUGGGUAGAGGUGGUGAGGUUUGAAUGCAGUUUUUAGAUCCAUCUGUAUUGUUCUGAGUAAGACCUGAAACCCA